AUGGCUUCAGACGAAGGUGCCAGUGCUGGCAAAGCUCUAGAAGAUCGCAUUACCAAGCCUGAAUCAACCCCGUCAGGCAACGCAAACACUGAUGGCGCAUCUCAAGCCCUCGGUGGCGGCGAUCUUCAAGACACAGAACAGGAUGUCCAAGUCAAGCUGAGCGAUUUACAAGCCGACCCUGACAACCCGCUUUUUUCGAUCAAAUCGUUCGAGGACCUGGGCUUGUCUCAGGAAAUCUUGCAGGGUCUCUAUGCGUUGAAGUUCAUAAAGCCAUCGAAAAUCCAAGAGCGUGCCCUCCCCCUUCUCAUGAAUAACCCACCCACCAACAUGAUCGGCCAGUCUCAGUCUGGAACGGGAAAAACAGCCGCCUUUACACUCAACAUUUUGAACCGUCUGGAACUCGACACCGAAGAGAAACGCAGGACGCCGCAGGCUCUGAUCUUAGCCCCAAGUCGCGAGCUGGCUCGUCAAAUCGGAGGUGUCGUGACGGAAAUGGGUCGGUUUAUGGAAGGCGUGUCAGUGGGAAUGGCUGUGCCGAAAGAGGGCGCAAGGCCUUCGCGGAUAGACCACAAUGUCGUUUGCGGAACCCCUGGGACCGUGAUGGAUCUCGUCAAGCGCCGGAUUUUGAUCACAAACAAACUAAAGGUUCUCGUUUUGGAUGAAGCCGACAACAUGCUGGACCAGCAAGGCUUGGGAGACCAGUGUAUCCGUGUUAAAGCACUCCUUCCCAAAACCAUUCAAGUUGUGCUUUUCUCUGCCACAUUCGAUGACAGCAUUCGCCUCUAUGCGGCGAAAUUCGCGCCCAAUGCCAACGAGAUCUCGCUGAAGCAAGAGGAACUUACUGUCGAGGGUAUCAAACAGUUUUACCUUGAUUGCACUGAUGACGAAGACAAGUACCGAGUGCUUGUCAAAUUAUACGGUGUUAUGACGACGUCGUCUUCGAUCAUUUUCGUCCAGACUCGCCAGACUGCAUCGGAGAUAGAGAAGCGCAUGACUACAGAAGGCCAUACUGUCGCAUCGUUGACUGGUGGCGUGGAAGGUAGUGUGCGUGACAAAAUCAUCGAUGACUUCCGUGAGGGACGAGCCAAGGUCCUUAUUACUACCAACGUUCUUGCCCGUGGUAUCGACGUGUCGACGGUCUCGAUGGUCAUCAACUACGACGUUCCUCAACACUACUCACCCAGAGGUCCACCGUCAGGUGAUCCCCAAACAUACCUGCACCGUAUCGGUCGAACCGGUCGGUUCGGCCGUGUCGGCGUUGCCAUUUCUUUCGUGUCCAACAAGGACGAAUGGCAAAUGUUGAUGGGGAUUCAGAAAUACUUCAACACAAUUAUCGAUCUCAUGCCUACCAGUGACUGGGACGAGACCGAGAAGAUUCUCAAGAAAGUCAUCAAGAACCCACGGGCUCGCAGCGAUUUUAAAUAG
Messenger RNA from Talaromyces rugulosus, 1425 nucleotides. RefSeq lists its product as uncharacterized. The transcript is spliced from 5 exons. Gene Ontology annotation, biological process: poly(A)+ mRNA export from nucleus. Gene Ontology annotation, molecular function: RNA helicase activity; RNA binding; ATP binding. Lineage: Eukaryota; Fungi; Ascomycota; Eurotiomycetes; Eurotiales; Trichocomaceae. Gene Ontology annotation, cellular component: nucleus; cytoplasmic stress granule. The coding region runs from base 1 to 1425 and encodes 474 amino acids. The record is from RefSeq and is a predicted model, not a curated record.